Molecule: messenger RNA, 3455 nt
Organism: Maylandia zebra (zebra mbuna)
Lineage: Eukaryota; Metazoa; Chordata; Actinopteri; Cichliformes; Cichlidae
Source: RefSeq, a predicted model, not a curated record
AGUAACAUGCUUAUAAUUAGCAUCUAGCGCUUGCUAUAUGAAAUACAUUGUUCAAAGGGGGGAAACAGAUCUAUACACGCAGGAGUAGACGAAAUGAGGAGCGCGAGACUGAAGCCAUAGCAAACAUGGCACCCGGCACGACUCCUGUAACGGAGUCAGAGGAAGAUCUUAAAAUCUUUAAAUCUAAAGGAGCUCCGAUAUCUUUACCGAAACAUUCCUACUGGUUUGACUUCUGGGCUUUCGUGGUCUUUGAUUUCGUGUUAUUCCUCGUCGUGUAUUUCUUAGUCCCUUAAAAGGUUGGUUCCAGGACUUUGGAGCUUGAAGAUGCAGAGUGCUCGCCCUGCCCUGCCCUUGGAAAUGCUAACUCUGCUUUGAAUCUAACACCAUGUGAUUGGAUGUCGUACAUCAUUUGGCUGCAUAACAAACAUCUGAACUACAGAGCUACUGUGACUGGACUAUCCUCUUUAAUGCGUGGAAUCAGUUUUUCUGUGGGGGCGAGAAACAUUUCAAGUGCUGUAUUGUUGAAAAGUCACAAUGAUGUCAUCAGGACUUACAAAAUGCUUUGAUCAGAAAGUUACUAAGACACUUUAAGUGUUGUUACUGUCAGUUGUUAAGUAGUUUUAUUAACCCAUGUUUUAUUAAUAAUGUUUAAUUUUCUGGCUUCUUCCUAGUGUUUUGGUUUUGUUUCCAUGUUUUCCUGAUCAUCACCUGUAAAUAAAUCUGACAUCUCCAAAUGAAUGUAUUGUCAUAUCAAGCUAUGCGAUCAAUAGGUGUGGGACCCAUAUGGACACCAGAAGAUUAGCGUCCACCUUCACUCGUGAAAGAACAAUGCUGUGUUGGGAGAAAUACUAGAAUGCCAAAGUCAUGGAAAUUUGCACUUGGAAAACACUUCAAAUAAAGUUUUUUGUCUACUUGGUAAAUUACAACAUUCUGUUAUCUGUUGGAUGAACUUCUCAUUUAUCAGCAUCACAUCUGUUAUUAGGAUCUGAGUUCAGUGUUAGGUUCUUAUACCACUGGCAGUGACUGCACUUUUGAGACCCAUAAAGCGCAACUGUUUAGCUAAUGACUUAAAUGUUUUGAAUUAACCGGGGCUGCUUUUUUUUUUUCUUUACACUUUUGGGCACUUGUUAAUGCUUUUAUUUUGGAAAUCACACAUUGGCCCACGUGUUUCCGCUUUGCGUUAGGGCUAAUAGCAAAUUAAUUGCUGGUUGCAGCUUUCUAGUGACUUUUUUAAAGGAAUUCGUGUAGUUUGCGUUAUGGAAAGCGGUCCAGUUGAGAGCACAGAUAUAUUCCUGCCGUUGUCAUCCCUAAGACUGCUGAUCCCUCCUAUGCGGCUGAUUUCUGCAGCCAUGUGGCAGGUGGCUCAACGGAGGGAUGUUCUCGACUAUGAAAAGCUUGAUGAAUUUGUGACACUGGUCACAGCAUCAGUUCCGGACCUGCUCAAUCCGAAGCAACGAGGAAAACUGCUGCUUCGGCUGCGAGCCAGAGUUAUACUUGAGCUGUGCAGAAAUGAGGAAACAGCCAACAUCCUGUGUGUACAGCCUCACCUAGAGCGAAUCCACCCACCGGGAUACACAGGAAGUGGGGAUGCAGAGGUGGAUGCAGAAGAGGCCAUCUUUGUGGAGCUAACCCAAACACUCCUGAAAGACCCAGCAGAGAGGGAACAUUUUUACCAGGAGGUUUUCCCCACAGAAUAUGGCCUCAGCUAUGAUGCGGACAUGCAGCUGCUUGUGUGGGAGUUUCUCUCCAAAUUAGAAAGACUUCUGCCGGUGCCAGACCUCGGUCAGACUGUUUCCUGGCUUACCUAUGCCCCCUCUGUGCUGAAGGACUGCUUGCAGGUGUUCUCCAAUCCCAGUGACUUCAAGUCUCUCCUGCAACACCACAAAUGCCUUGAGCACCUCAGCACCCAAGGCACCACAGUGGAGAUGUCCACCCAGGUCUUUGCCUGCUCAGAGUGUCCCUUCUUCCACAUGCAAGAGUCCUACCUGCUGCAGCACAUUGAGCACAGCCAUCCUGAACAAUACGCCAAACUCCAGAGGGCUGCACAGACAUGUGAGACCCCCAAGAAGACGUUCCCUCCUGAGUUCCCAAAGCCCUUCCCCAUCCACAACAGGCCCGACCCACACACAUGCCAGGAGUGCGGCAAAACGUUCACGCGGGUCUCGGACGUGACUCGUCACCAGCGGACCCACACGGGCGAGCGCCCGUACACCUGUGAGGAGUGUCGGAAGGGCUUCAAGAACUCUUGGGAUCUGACCAGACAUCAGCGCAUCCACACUGGAGAGCGCCCCUUCCUUUGCUCUCAUUGUGGCAAACGGUUCACUCAGAUGGGGCUGCUCAAACUGCAUUCUGAGCGAACAGCUUGUGGCCAGACCUGCAACCCUCAGCUAGACCUAACAACAGAGGUGGUGGUGACAGAGGUGGUGUCAGAGAAGGGGGGCGGUCAGUAUAAAUGCCAGAAAUGUGGUGAGAGCUUUAGCAGCAUCCUGGAUCGACUGAGGCACAGGCAGAGGCACAUCGUAAGGCGUCAGUACAAAUGUCCCAUGUGUGAGAAGAUCUACGGCCGAGCCUCGGACCUGAAGAGACACCAGAUGAAGCACACAGGUGAGCGGCCAUUUCCAUGCAAGUGCGGGAAAAGCUUCACCCACAUGUGGCUUCUGAAUAAGCACCAGCAGACCCACAGCAGAGAGCGUCCCCACCCCUGUGCAGAGUGCGGAAAGAGCUUCACGCAGCUUCAGAUCCUUAACAGGCACCUCCUGACUCACAAUGGCCAGCGGCCUUUCCAGUGCUCAUACUGUGAGAAGAGCUUCACCCAGCUGGCCAGCCUCACACGCCACGAGAGAAUCCACACAGGGGAGCGGCCAUACCUCUGCACCACCUGCCAGAAGUCCUUUCUCACUCACGGAGAGCUUGUGAGGCACCAGCGCAUCCACAGCAACUUCCGGCCCUUCAGCUGUCCUCAGUGCCCGAAGAGCUUUAAAACCAAGCGCGCUCAGAGUGAACACUUCCACAGCCACAUAGGCGAGCACCCGUUCGAAUGCGGCCGCUGCGGAAAGAGGUUCUCCAAGUCCACCUCGCUCGUCCGACAUAACCUGACUCACACGGGGGAGCGACCACACUCAUGCUCCCAGUGUGGGAAAACCUUCCUGACCUCUGGGGAGCUGCUCCUGCACAAACGCACACACACUGGAGAGAGGCCGUACCCUUGCUCUUACUGUGAGAGGAGGUUCAGGUGCUCAUCAGACCUCAACAUACACGUACGGACUCACACCGGCGAGAAGCCACACAGCUGCGCAUUCUGUAAGAAGGGCUUCUGUACGUCUACGAGGCUGAAGAGACACAUGCGCACACACUCAGAGAAGGUGGAUUUAUUGAGUCCUUGAGCUAUUGGGAGAAAAUCACUUCGUUGCUCCAACAUAACUGUUGUCAUUUAAAAUAAAAAGAGCCUUAAAUUA